GAUUUAAAAAACUACAAUUAUAUGAGGAAGCCUUCCUUAAGGAAGAUGAUUUUUCCAAUUAUAGAACAUGUGUACUUUUUACAAAAGAAGGGACUGUCACAGAUUGUAAGUUAAAAAGGGAAUCCUUGGCAUCAUUUCUCUUACUGAACCUUCAGUGUUUAUUUGCAAUAAUUGCCUCUGAUACAAUCUUCACUUAAUUCCAAUGUUUUUAGAGAGGGUGGUUUAUUUUUAUGAAGAGUGUUUUCCUCUCAAAACGCCAUUGGAUUUAAUUUAUUUCCCAGGUUAAUAGCUUUUAUUAAAAAACUUUUUGUGUGUGUAUUUUACAAAAACAACCUUAGGGCAGAGAUUUAUUCUGUUGCUACUAUAGUCAGUUUCAUAUUGGGAAACUAUGAGGAAACACUAAAUGACCGGAGAGAGUAUUUUCAGAAAUCUCUAGUAUGGAGAUUAUCCCUAACUGCAAACACCCAGAGGUUUUUGAGCUCUACUAGGUAUCAGAUUUUUUUUUAAGUUAUUUCAUUUAAUCCUCACGAUAAUCCUGUGAGAUAAAAUGAAAUUCUAGGACUAACCCCGAUUCCAGUACCACUCCACCCCAUCCAACAAAUUUUUCAACUUUUAAAUUCACAUUACUAUACGUAAACAGCAUUUCGGUAUCCUUCGUGUAAGUUAAAAAAGGUCUAAGUGGGAGGGACCUUAUGGGUUCCUUCUGUCCCUUAACAACUAAUAGCCAUUGUUCUCUCUAGAAAUGCUACCAAUCCAGUAACAGGGAACUAAAUCUUCAGUCUCAGAAGAUUUAUGUGUGAGAUCAGAAAUUUUAUCCAAGUUUUUUUUACUUUCCCUGAACUAACUCGAGGUGAGAGGAAGUGAGAGGCGGAAUCGGGAAAGAGAAGUUAGUCAUCCUCCCUAGGUCUGGGAAGGGCAGUUCUACUGGGUUAAAUUCGGGGUCGGACAACUGAGAGCAAGCCCCAGGGGGCGUAGCCCCAGACCCGAAGUCACACGCGGCAGUCCACGCUCCUCUCCCGGAAGCCCCGCCAGCUCCUGGAUCCAGGCUCACACCACGCCCCUGCCAGGCUCCCGGCCUCAGCCUGGUACUACAUUUCCCAGAAUGCCAUUCAAGCCGCCUCGCAGAGCGCCGAUAAGCGCCUUGAGUGACGCCAUCAACCAGCGCGAUGUUUAGACGCCACUGAUGUCGUGGCGUUUCGCGGGAAGAAGUUGGUGUUUCGCCGGGCCCUGGAACUAGGACGCGGUCCGGGUGGCCUCUGGCCCUUUGCUACCCACUGCUCCGCCUGCCUGUUCUCCCGCUCCUCUAGCAGGAUGAGGCGUACAGGCCUGGGAGAAGGAGUACCUCCUGGCAACUAUGGGAACUAUGGCUAUCCUAACAGUGGGUACAGUGCCUGUGAAGAAGAAAAUGAGAGACUCACAGAAAGUCUGAGAAGCAAAGUAAAUGCCAUAAAAUCUCUUUCUAUUGAAAUAGGCCAUGAAGUUAAACAUCAAAAUAAAUUAUUAGCUGAAAUGGAUUCACAGUUUGAUUCUACAACUGGAUUUCUUGGUAGAACUAUGGGAAAACUGAAGAUUUUAUCCAAAGGGAGCCAAACAAAGCUGCUGUGCUACAUGAUGCUGUUCUCAUUGUUUGUCUUUUUCGUCAUUUAUUGGAUUAUUAAACUGAGGUGAUGCAAGUAAGUGUGAGUUUGGAAUUUGUCCCAACUUAAAGGCUUGGGUUACCACUUCGAUAAAAAAUCAGCAUCAAAACAUUCCUAAUUUUCAAGUACUAUGGCUUUUUUCAUUAAAGAUUACUGAAUUUUACUUGUUUUAUAAAUCACAUUAGAUAAUACAGUGCUCUUUGCAUACUGUUUCUUAAUGGUUCAUUUUUUGCCCCUAUUUUCCAGGGGUAUUGAGAUGGUCUAAGGUCAUUCUGUUCCUGACAAUUUUUUUCGUGGUUUUUGCUGUCAGAUUAAAUAGGAGUACAAUAUUCCGUUGUUACCAUAAAUUUAGGUUUAUGUUCCAUGUAAAGAAACUUAGUAGGAGAACAGCAGCCUGCCUGGGGAGCCUGGUGCUGAGCUCCUGCGGCAGAGGACGCGUCCUGAUGGAGCGGGGAAUGCAUUUCCUCAAGUGGCAGUGACCCAGCCGAUGUGCUGUCCUCCUUAUUUGGUUAAAAUUGUAGCGGAUUUCUUUUUGCCUACAGUUUCCCUGAUAAUCUUUAGUGAUACAACUCCUCCUCCCCCUCUGCCCAAGGACCCCAUUCUUUAAUAAAAUUUGUUAUCUUGGCUUAUUUCUAGUAGGGUCCAAAACAUAUGUACCAGUAUAGUGGUCAUUUUAUAUUAAAUUUAUGCAUACCAUCAACUUACCUUAAUAGUUUUAAGAUGUUAGCUACUUAGAUAGGCUGUUUGGUUGUCAUUUAUGGCAGAAUAAUGUGAAGCUAAGGUAAUUGCUAAGCUCUGAAUGGAAAUAAAAUGCUCAAGAAAAUUAAUUGCCUGUGCUUUCUUAUGUGCUCAAAUAUACACAGGAUUAAAGCAACAAUGCCUGAGUAUUUCCAGAGUAUUAUUGCUUUAAUCCUGUGUAUAGGUUUAUAGAAAACAAAAUGCAAAAUGGACUGCUGAAUUGAGAGAGGAAUUAAAAUGUUGUUAAACACUCUGAAUUGCUACUGUUUUGGAAUUUGCCUAUUUAUGGGCUCUGUCCAAAAUAAAUUUUUUAAAUGAAA
Messenger RNA from Camelus dromedarius (Arabian camel), 2695 nucleotides. RefSeq names its product Bet1 golgi vesicular membrane trafficking protein (gene BET1). Gene Ontology annotation, molecular function: SNAP receptor activity. Gene Ontology annotation, biological process: vesicle fusion with Golgi apparatus; endoplasmic reticulum to Golgi vesicle-mediated transport. The coding region runs from base 1312 to 1668 and encodes 118 amino acids. NCBI's taxonomy places the organism in Eukaryota, Metazoa, Chordata, Mammalia, Artiodactyla, Camelidae. The record is from RefSeq and is a predicted model, not a curated record. Gene Ontology annotation, cellular component: SNARE complex. The transcript is spliced from 4 exons.